Molecule: messenger RNA, 1278 nt
Organism: Moesziomyces antarcticus
Lineage: Eukaryota; Fungi; Basidiomycota; Ustilaginomycetes; Ustilaginales; Ustilaginaceae
Exons: 1
Coding region: 1-1278 (425 amino acids)
Source: RefSeq, a predicted model, not a curated record
AUGGCGCGUAAUCCCUCCCGCUCACAGCGGCGCCGAAACAAGCAUCAGGCCGGAGCAGCUGCCGCACCUCAUCGGCAUCAUCAUCAACAACAACGACAGCAACGACAGCAACAACAGCAACAACAGCAACAACAGCAACAACAACAGAUCGAGCCGCGUAUCCGCUGCACUGUCUGCCUCGUCGAGUAUCCGCACAAGUUGUUCAACAGGGUCGAUCGCAGGAAGCACGCUCCGCGUCCCGUCUGCAGGCCUUGCAAGACAAGUGCCAUCAUCGAAGAUGCCGAACUUCGAAUGCUCUGCGACGAGUAUCAAAACGAUCAUGAAGACGACCAAGACGAGGUCAUCAUCCCUGAGUGUAUGGCUGAUGAGGAAGAGCUUCAUCGCGACUUUGAGGACCUCGCCCCGGAAGAGCAGCGAGCCAAACUGAGCGCGCGCGACCAACUCGCCACCGUCACUGGCAAAUUCCUCAGCGCCACCAGGCUCGCAGAGAGCCGCCUCCGCUUCCGUCGCCGCGUCCGCCCCGCCAGCGAGCUCAUGCUCGAGCGCGAGAUCCUCCGCUUCCGAUGGCUCGCCGAAAACCUGCCGUUCAUGUCCCAAGACGACCGCGUCAAGCGGGAGCAGCAACUCGUUCAGAUCCGCUACCUCAACAGCAUCGCAGCCAUGCAGCUCGAACCGGAUCUCCUGCCGCAAGCACAAUUCCUCCUCUCGCUCGACCUCGCCGCCACGUCCGACGACGACAACAAUGCCGACAACGUCGACGACGAGCUCGAGCGCGCCACCGAGCUGCUCGCACUCAUGCGUCUGCCCGAACGCGAUGCCAUCGAGCAGGCGCAGCUGAAUCGCGAGCGCCAGCUCAUCACCACCAACAACCGCAACCAACUUCGCCACCAACGCCAGCUGGCGCACCAACUCGCUCAACAAGACGCCGACCAGCUCGCCCAAAUCUUCCAGCGCAGCCUCGCGCUCACCGCCGACGACGACCGCUCCUCGCAGCCCGCCAAAGCUCCGCCCACCUUUACCGCCGUCGCCAACUUGGCCGCCGUCAAGGCACAGCUCGCUGCCACCACCUCUUCUUCCACCACCGCCACCUCGCCUCCAUCCGCACCCUCGGUCUCUGCCCGCACCGGCGCCGACUCGCCCACUCCGAGCCCGCGUCCCGCCAAGCGCCCACGCAGCCAGCGCGAGACUCCCGUCGACCCCCGCCUCGAAAUGUUUGAGCGCAGGCGCCAGGCACUCUUGCGUCGCCAAGACGAAUCCAGCCCCACUCCUCAACUGUGA